AUGGGGAAAGGUGGCGACAGUAGCGGGGGCCGCGCAAACGGCUCGGCUGCCACGGCGCCUCAGGAGUCGUUUUUCGGCGAUCUCAAGAAGGGCGUGAGGGGGGUGAAGCAGGACCUCGAGGUCCUGAAGAACAUCUGGUUCAAGUCCCUGAAGGCAGACGUGGACCAUGCCGCGCGUCUCGAAGGAUUCUACAGCGGCCAAGCUGCGCAAUACGACAAGUUCCGGGAGCACUUUUUGUGGGGCCGACGCCCUAUGCUGGCGGCCACUGCUGCGCGGCUGAGGGAGACGGGGCGCAAGGACCUGGUCUGGGUGGACCUUGGCGGCGGGACGGGUCGCAACGUGGAGAUGAUGGCGGACUACAUCGACCUGAAGCACUUCAAGAAGAUCUACGUGGUGGACCUCUGCGGGUCGCUUUGUCGCCAGGCGGAGGAGAAGGUGGCGGCGCACAAGUGGAGGAAUGUGGAGGUCGUCGAGGCGGACGCGUGCACCUUCAAGCCCGCAGUCAAGGCGGACCUGGUCACGUUCUCCUACUCCCUCACGAUGAUCCCGCCGUUCCUCUCGGCCGUGGACAACGCCAUCGACAUGAUGGCUGAUGACGCCAUCCUCGGUGUGGCGGACUUCUUCGUGUCGGGCAAGUACGACUCGCCGCUCAGGCGGAUGUCGUGGAUCCGGCGGUUCUUCUGGCGGGCGACGUUCGACACCGACAACAUCGACAUCGGUCCCGAACGGCGUGCGUACCUCGAGCACCGCCUCCAGCGCGUCAUGGAGGUCAACAGCCAGGGUUCGAUCCCGUACGUGCCGUACCUGAGGGCGCCGUGGUACGUUUGGGUGGGACAGAAGGGCAAGCCGGGCGUCGACGUCGACCUCGAGAACGAGCUCCACCACGAAGCGCCCCCGCGGUUCCCGCCCACGUUCCUGUACACGCAGUCCUGGGAGGACCCGCGCCCCGACAUGGAGGUCCUGAAGAUCAACUCCGAUGACGUUGUCCUCACGCUCACGUCGGGUGGCUGCAAUGCGCUGAACUUGUGCCUGCAAGGCGCGCGGGAGGUCGUCACCGUCGACUGCAACCCCGCCCAGUCGGCGCUCGUCGAGAUCAAGAAGGCGGCGAUCGAGCACGGGUCGUACGAGGACGCGUGGAAGCUGUUCGGGGAGGGCAAGCACGAGGACAUCGAGAGGCUGUACGAGCGCGAGCUGGCGCCGUGGCUGUCGGAGAACUCCCUCAAGUUCUGGAACUCGCGCCUGCACUACUUCCGCGGGGGGCUGUACUACCAGGGGGGCAUGGGGAUGGUGGUGUGGGCCAUGGCUGUGCUGUGCCGCAUCUUCUUCCUAACCAAGACGCUGGACAAGUUCGUGCACGCCCCGACGCUCGAGGAGCAGCGGAAGGUCUGGCUGGGCUGCUGGGCGGUGCGAUUGUUCCUGCACGCGCCGGCUUUCUUGAAAUGGAUCCUGUCGUCGCUGUGCGGGAUCCUCUUCCUGAACCGCUUCGUCAUGUGGUUCGGCGGCGGCGUGCCUCUGAAGCAGCUCGAGCUCAUUGAGAAGGACGGCGUCCACAUCACCGAGUACGUUGGGCGCACGUUCCACAGUGCGGCGAUGAACACCCACGUCCGCAACGACAACUACUUCUACUACAACUGCCUCACCGGCCGGUUUUCGAAGGAGUGCUGUCCGUCGUUCCUCACGCAGCACGGGUUCCAGGAGCUGAAGAACGGGAAGAUCAAGAACCUGACGGUCGCGAACAACUUCUUCGUGCCCGAGCUGGCGAAGAGGAAGUACAGCAAGGUCAUUAUGAUGGACCACGCGGACUGGCUCCCCGUGGAGUCCUGCGAGGAGCUCGCGCAGACUCUCGGGAAGCAGGUCGUCAAGGGCGGUGUCGUGAUCUGGCGGUCAGCGUCGUACGAGCCGCCGUACGCCAAGCUCGUCGAGAAGGCAGGGUUCAAGGUCAAGUGCAUCAGCCGGGCGGACAAGGUGGACUGCAUGGAUCGAGUCAACAUGUACGCGUCCUUCUGGUCAGCAACGAAGCUGUAG
Molecule: messenger RNA, 2025 nt
Organism: Pedinophyceae sp. YPF-701
Lineage: Eukaryota; Viridiplantae; Chlorophyta; Pedinophyceae
Source: the annotation of a GenBank genome assembly